AUGGAAGGGUAUACUCAUCAAGCAGGUAUUGACUACACAGAGACAUUCUCUCCUGUAGUUAAGAUGACUACUGUGAGGUCUCUGAUAGUUGUUGCUGUGAAGAAAGGGUGGCACAUGUCCCAAUUGGAUGUGAAUAAUGCCUUCCUACAUGGUGACCUGAAUGAAGAGUUCUACAUGGAGGUUCCUCAGGGCUUGGCAGUAGACAAUUCAGAGUUGGUUUGCAAACUCAACAAGUCACUUUAUGGGCUGAAACAGGCCAGUAGGCAAUGGUAUGCUAAGCUCACUAAAGCCUUAUGUUCAAGGGGUUAUGCACACUCUAUGUAUGACUACUCUUUAUUUUACAAGAAAACUAAAAAUUCAACUGUAUAUAUAGCAGUGUAUGUAGAUGAUAUUAUGGUGACAGGCACUGAUACAAUGGAGAUUGAGGAGUUGAAAACUUUUCUGAAUGACAGCUUCAAGAUAAAAGAUUUGGGUAGGUUACACUAUUUUCUGGGUCUAGAAGUUCUUUACAAAACUGAUGGUGUGAUAAUAUCUCAGAGGAAGUUCACCCUUGACUUGUUCAAAGAAUAUCAGUGCAUGGAUCACAACAGCUUUGCCUCACCACUAGAUCUAACAAUCAAACUCAGAGCAAAAGAAGGAGAGGUUUUGACUGAUCCUACCUACUAUAGAAAAUUAUUAGGGAAGCUUAACUUCCUCACAAACACUAGAUUGGAUAUAACUUACAGUGUACAGAAUCUGAGCCAGUUCAUGGAUGACCCUGGACAACCUCACUUGAAAGCAGCUUUUCAUCUUCUCAGAUAUUUAAAAGUGGAUCCAACUCUGGGGAUUUUCCUAUCCAAGGAUGCAGAUUAUACUAUCAAGGCCUACUGUGAUUCUGACUGGGUUGCAUGCCCAGAUUCCCGGAAGUCUGUGAGUGGGUACCUUGUACUUUUAGGGAACAGCCCUGUCAGCUGGAAAUCGAAGAAGCAAGAUACCAUUUCAUUGUCCUCUGCAGAAGCUGAGUAUAGAGCUCUAAGGAAGGUAGUGGGCGAAUUGAGUUAUAACCGUUUAUCAGUUAGGCGGAUAUAUGCAGUGGAGACUUCACUUUUCUUUUUCCUUAAACGUUGA
Nicotiana attenuata is the source of this 1107-nucleotide messenger RNA. RefSeq lists its product as uncharacterized. The transcript has 2 exons. Bases 1 to 1107 code for a protein of 368 amino acids. The record is from RefSeq and is a predicted model, not a curated record. NCBI's taxonomy places the organism in Eukaryota, Viridiplantae, Streptophyta, Magnoliopsida, Solanales, Solanaceae.